Messenger RNA from Phacochoerus africanus (Common warthog), 828 nucleotides. It is a transcript of the gene SERP1, whose product is annotated as stress associated endoplasmic reticulum protein 1. Bases 387 to 587 code for a protein of 66 amino acids. Gene Ontology annotation, biological process: endoplasmic reticulum unfolded protein response. Gene Ontology annotation, cellular component: endoplasmic reticulum. Lineage: Eukaryota; Metazoa; Chordata; Mammalia; Artiodactyla; Suidae. The record is from RefSeq and is a predicted model, not a curated record. The transcript has 3 exons.
CCCGCCCAGUGCUGACGUUGGCAGCCGAACCCGAAGUAGUUCGAGCCGACGGGCUGCGCUGUCCGGUUGUUGCGUUGCAUUUCCUUCCUCUCUCGCUCCACGCUCCAGCAGCGGCCAGAGCAGCGGCGCGAGAAUAUCCCGGCGGCCUGCUCUCCUCCUUCGGCGCGCCCUCCUUGCUCGGCCAGCGUCGUCAGUCAGUGGUCAGUCAGUCGGUGGCCCGCGCCCGGCUAGCGCUCAGGCCCAGCGGCCAGAGCUAGCGCCCAGCCUGAGAGCCAACUCGCUCCGGCGGCGCGGGCACCGGGAGUGGAGUGUGGGUUUCGGUGGCCCGAGGGCAGGCGAGCGAGCGAGGCCGAAGGGUGACCGGGGCAGGUCGUGGCGCCGCGAAGAUGGUCGCCAAGCAGCGGAUCCGUAUGGCUAACGAGAAGCACAGCAAGAACAUCACCCAGCGCGGCAACGUCGCCAAGACCUCGAGAAAUGCUCCCGAAGAGAAGGCGUCUGUAGGACCCUGGUUAUUGGCUCUCUUCAUUUUUGUUGUUUGUGGUUCCGCAAUUUUCCAGAUUAUUCAAAGUAUCAGGAUGGGCAUGUGAAGUGACUGACCUUAAGAUGUUUCCAUUCUCCUGUGAAUUUUAACUUGAACUCAUUCCUGAUGUUUGAUACCCUGGUUAAAAACAAUUCAGUAAAGCAUCCUGCCUCAGAAUGACUUUUCAUAUCAUCCUUCAUGUGUCAUUCCAAGGUUUCUUCACAAGUCAUUCCAAGUUUUCUAGUCCAUACCACAGUGCCUUGCAAAAGCACCACAUGAAUAAAGCAAUAAAAUUUGAUUAAGCUACA